CACAGAAAAUGUUCGACAAUAACAUCAACAACUACGUGCUGAAGGUGGAGCUGGCCAAAUGCUUCGGUAACCUUGGGACGGUCUACCUGGCACAGCAUCGGCCCUCACAGCAGCAUGUCGCGGUGAAAAAGUUCCUGGUUGAAGAUCUCAAGAACGACAUCAGCUACGUAAUGGACGAGGCGAAGCAUCUGCGCGAGUUCGACCAUCCCAACAUCCUCACCUACUACACGGCGUUCGUGCACCACCUCGAUCUGUAUUUCGUGGUGCCGCUCAUGUGCUACGCGUCCUGCCGGGACACGAUGAUGAACUACUUCGAUACCGGCUUCCCGGAGCCGAUCCUGGUGUGCAUCCUGCGUGACGUGCUGCAGGGCCUGGUGUACCUGCACUGGCGGGGUUACAUCCACCGGUCGAUCCGAGCGAGCCACGUCUUUCUGAACGAGACACGUGCCGUGCUGGGGGGCUUCCGGGCGUGCACCAGCUUCCUCGGUGAGGGAAAACGAGUCCGGAAUUUGCACGAACUACCGCCACAGUCGGUGAAGUCGCUCAACUGGCUCGCCCCCGAAGUGUUGGCCCAGAACCUGGUAGGUUACACGGAAAAAUCAGACGUGUACAGCCUCGCGGUCACGGUGAUCGAACUGGCAAACGGGUUGGAACCGUUUUACAACCUCACAACAACGCUCAUGCUGACGGAGAAGAUGAAUGGCUAUCUGCCGAUGCUGUUGGAUGCCAGCACCGUCGUGACCGACGACAUGCAGGGGCAGUCAAUGGAAGGGAAACCGAACGAGGCGGCCACGGCGCAGAUGAGGCAGAUCUACGCCUCGAGACAGUUUUCCGACGCACUUCACAAGUUCGCCGAACAGUGCCUGGAAAGAGACCCCAAGAUCCGGCCGAGUGCCUCCGCCUUGGUGUCGCAUCCCGUAUUCAAGCAGGUUUCACACACCAACAUUCGAGAACAGUUUGCCCUGCACUGCAUACAAAAGGUUGACUUUGACUCAAUUCAAGACCACGACAUCAGUCUGACGAACAGCUUCUCACAGCUCCGCGUGGACGCUGGUGGUUCUUUCGAGUGGGAUUUCGACGAUUCGUAACGCCCGCUUGCGCAAGGUGAAAGACAUAGUCCCUCCUAGAACACUGCAGC
Anopheles nili is the source of this 1138-nucleotide messenger RNA. It is a transcript of the gene Stlk, whose product is annotated as STE20-related kinase adapter protein alpha. NCBI's taxonomy places the organism in Eukaryota, Metazoa, Arthropoda, Insecta, Diptera, Culicidae. Gene Ontology annotation, molecular function: protein kinase activity; protein serine/threonine kinase activator activity; ATP binding. The record is from RefSeq and is a predicted model, not a curated record. The coding region runs from base 9 to 1088 and encodes 359 amino acids. The transcript has 3 exons. Gene Ontology annotation, biological process: protein phosphorylation.